This is a messenger RNA of Nematolebias whitei (Rio pearlfish), 4294 nucleotides long. RefSeq names its product tubulin tyrosine ligase-like family, member 4 (gene ttll4). Gene Ontology annotation, cellular component: cilium. Gene Ontology annotation, biological process: protein polyglutamylation; microtubule cytoskeleton organization. Lineage: Eukaryota; Metazoa; Chordata; Actinopteri; Cyprinodontiformes; Rivulidae. Bases 558 to 3263 code for a protein of 901 amino acids. The record is from RefSeq and is a predicted model, not a curated record. Gene Ontology annotation, molecular function: tubulin binding; tubulin-glutamic acid ligase activity. The transcript has 21 exons.
AGGCGCCUCGUGGAGGAAACGAAGAAGAGUUUUAAUAAAAGAUCUGCGAUAAUGCUUCACUCACAUUAACAUUUCUUUCUGGUUUCCAACAAGUCCGAAACGGACCCGCCUGUGGGAUUACUGGGUCGACAUGCUGUGGACGGAGCUGGAGUAGAAGCUGGUCUACAACUGGUCCAGUGCCUUCUGUGAAGCAGCUCAUGGCUGGUCCGAGGCGAUCCACGUCCUGGUUCCUUCGAGUCUUACAGCUAAGAAGAUGAACGGAGCGUCAGCUUCUUGCCUCGUCUGUUUCGGCUGAUGUCCUCAGGGUUGUUGUUUCGUUUUUGAUUAAACUUUGGGCCGGCCUUGGUCCCCGCGUGCCGGUUCUCGUCACGUGCAGAAGUUGACCCCUCUGAACUGCAGCCGCGGUGGGGGGCUCGCUUGUCAGUGCAGCAGGGAUGAGUGCUGUGGGAACUGGUCCAUCCAGUUGGAGCUGACGUCACAGAACCUUUACUGAGGAGGAGGUCCGCAGCAGUCUCACUCGCUUUGUGACGCCACCCAGGACCUGAGACCACUGUGCCAUGCCCACCAACCAGUUCUCCCCCUGGACUGGGGGAGAACUCGGGGCUUGUACCACUGCAGCCAGCCCCCCCGCUGCUGCUCCGGUCUCCGGUGUGCCCACCAAAAUGCCUUACAGCCUGACCUCUGACCCCAAGAACAGUUCUGGAAGGAACCGUCGGGGUGACUCAUCGAGCUGUUAUGAAGACCUGCUGAUCCAAGGACACGCCUCCGAACCGCUCGACACGGCUGACUGUUUCUCCUCACCGCCUCCUCUGUGCCUUCAUCUUUGUACCAAUCAGGGAGUGGUGCCGUUGAAGAAUUCCUCCAGCUACAACACAAAACUAGAAGGAAGCACACAAAGACAAAGCAAAGCAGCUCGAAGGAGCUUCUCUGCUAAAGUAAAACUCUGUGGGACACAAAACGUCCAGGACACACAAGUGACUGCAGACAAUGAGCUGCUUGUUGAAGGCGGCCCAGCAGCUGAAGCUACACACACCCAGCCCCAUGUUGGGGCGUCGCUCCACGGCACCAGGCAGAACUCAGAAAGUCCCUGUCCACUGGGGACGAGCAGAGCACCCUGUCCUUCUUUGUCCAGCUCCACGCCGGCUGGAAUGAGAACUGCUCAGCAUCUGCAGUCCACAAGGCUGGAUGUUGGAGAAGAUGUGGCCUCGUGUCCUGCAAGAGCUCUGGUUGGUUCUGUCACCUCUCAGAUCUCAACCAUCCACCUCACUAAACAGGGACCAUCCUCCUCUUCAUCUUCCUCCCUGUCCUCCUCCACCUCACUGACAGAGGAGCAUCUGGUUGGAGAGGCUCAGCAGUCAGGCUCUGAGUGUUUGAUGCAGGUGGAUGAAGUGGAGGAUGAGCAGCAGGAUGAGCAGCAGGAGGAGCAGGAGAACGCCGGCAGUGAUGAUGAUGAUUCAGACGCUUCGUCCACAGCAUCCGCCCCGCUCCUCUGCAGUGUUAAGGAACCGAUGAUCCUGGAGGCCCACGAUGAUCGAGAAGAGCGACCGGCGCUCAUUCCCAGUUUGUUCCCGCUCACUCCUCCGACGCUCUACUUCAGCACAGCCCAUGAGAAAGUGGAGCUGCUUCCUGCUGAAGAGGGACGGCUGCUGAAGUGGAAGAUGAGCUCCGUCACGCCCAACAUCGUCAAGCACGCCAUCGACCGCUCUCACUUCAAAGUCACCAAGAAAAGCCACGACUGGUUGGGCUGCUGGGGACACCACAUGAGGUCCCCUGGGUUCAAAGCGCUCGGAAAGCACCAGAAGUUGAACCAUUUCCCAGGAACGUUUCAGAUCGGCAGGAAGGACCGUCUGUGGAGGAAUCUGUCCAAGAUGCAGCUUCAGUUUGGCAAACAAGAGUUCAACUUUAUACCUCGAACCUUCAUCCUACCUCAGGACAUCAAGCUGCUGCGCAGAACCUGGGAGGACAGAGGCUCCAAGCAGAAGUGGAUCGUCAAACCUCCCGCCUCAGCCAGAGGGACGGGGAUCCAAGUGAUCCACAAGUGGAGCCAGAUGCCACGGAAAAGGCCUCUGCUGGUCCAAAAGUACCUUCACAAGCCUUACCUCAUCGGUGGGAACAAGUUUGACCUGAGGAUCUACGUCUACGUGACCUCAUACGACCCGCUCAGGGUCUACAUGUUCUCUGACGGACUGGUCCGCUUCGCCAGCUGCAAAUACUCGUCCUCCAUGAAGACUCUGAGUAACAAGUUCAUGCAUCUGACCAACUACAGCGUGAACAAGAAGAACUCCGAGUAUCAGACGAACAGCGACGACAAGGCCUGCCAAGGACACAAAUGGGCUUUGAAGGCGCUGUGGCAGCAUCUCGGGUCCAAAGGCAUCAACACGACCCAGAUAUGGGACAAGAUUAAAGACAUUGUGAUCAAAACUGUUAUAGCGUCUGAGCCGUACGUCAACAACCUGCUGAAGAUGCACGUCAAGACCUCCUACAGCUGCCACGAGCUCUUUGGCUUUGACAUCAUGCUAGAUGAGAACCUGAAGCCCUGGAUCCUGGAGGUCAACAUAUCACCCAGCCUCCAUUCUAACUCUGCGCUGGACGUCUCCAUCAAAGGUCAGAUGAUCAGAGAUCUGCUGAACCUGGCUGGCUUCAGGAUUCCCACCAGAGAGGAGACCUCCUUCUGCAGCAGCUCCUCCAGCUCCACCAGCAGUUUGUGUGGAGGCACCAGAGAGUGGACCGGAGCUGAAGUGUGCGUUGAUGAGCAGAGGAAGCGGUCCUUCUUCAUGUCUCAGCGUUUCACUGACCAGGACGUGCUGUCCUCGGUGUUGGACGUCCUGACUCCAGAGGACGUCCGCACGCUGGCAGAGACGGAGGACGAGCUGAGCCGUCGAGGAGAGUUCGAGCGCGUCUUCCCUUCGCCGUCGUCGUCGCGCUACCUCCGCUUCUUCCGGUGUCUGAGAUACAACAACAUCCUGCUGGAUCAGUGGGAGCAGAGGUUCUGGAAGGACCGCUCCGCAGCUAUCCACAUUUUGAGGAGCCACUGUGAAAAAGGCGUCCAUCUUGGAACCAAUGACCCGGCCCACAAGUGGUCCGAGAGCAGCAGCGCCAGGUCUGGACCUCAGGGACCGGCAGAGACGAGCCCCUCCAGAUCCAGGGUUCUGGUCCACCUCCAGCUCCACUCAGAGGACAUCAGUUCUGACGCUGCCUCUGUUCCGGGUCCUGGAACCAGUGGGACCAGCAGUGGGACCAGCAGCACCUGUGGAAGCCCCUAGAACUUCACGUUGCUCUGACGGUGUCCAGGACCAGAACCAGGCGCAGGAUCCGGUUUGCUUCAGAGAGGGCUGCUGUAUUGGGUCAGACUGACCCAUAAAUAAGUUCUGAAGUCCACCAGUUCUGUUUCCUGUUUGCUCUGUCGUGCUCACCAGAACCCAGAGAGCUCGUUCUACCGUCGGGCACUGGAGCGGGUCUGCUCAUCCAGAACUUUUUGCACCAGUCUGUGUUCUUUGAUGUGAUUCUUGCUGGAGGAGAGCGAUCGGUACCGACCCGGGUUGACGUGAGUCCAGGUGGUGCCGUGCUGAUGUUUCCAGAUGUGUUGAAGGUUCUUCUUGUUCCAGCAGAACCAGGUUCUGAGUAAGAGCAGUCUGAGCAUUUCUGGUUCCGGAUGGUUCUGAGGAGGAAGUCUACAGAUCACACCUGGCGUUCGGUUCUGCUGACCGGGUCAGGCCUUUACUGGGUCUAUACUGUUCAGAUUCUAAAAGCCCGGCAGCAGGUUCUGACCGGGCUCAGAUCAGUUGAUGUUCUGGUCCACAGAAUGUCACUGUGGUUCUGGACUUGUUGGGUUCUGGACCCGCUCAGAAUAUUUGGACCAGUCUGGUUCUGGAGCACCAAAGCUACACUCUGACCCGACCCGGUCCAUUAGGGUUCUGUCCUCUCAGCCGUCUUCACUCCAGAAGUGUUGGUUCCGGUCCAACACUUCUGGAUGAACUGGGUCGGGUCAGAUCUGUGAAGCUGCUCAGACAGGCUCAGAACCUGGUUCAGAACCUGGUUCAGAACCUGGUUCAGAACCUGGUUCAGAACAGAACAAAUUAAAAAAGAUACAUUUUGUGUCAAAAUAAAAAUAAAUUUUCUUCAAACACUCUGCAGAGUCCAGCUCUGGUUCUGACCCGCUCUCAGCUGCAGGUUCUGUUAACCAAACCCAGUUAGUCCAGCAGGAGAAGAACGCUUGUUUUAACAGGAUGUUUUUAUUCUGGGUGAUAUUUUACUAACACGCUUCACUCCAGAAAUAAACCUGCUUUGUGCUGCA